UUCGAACUAUUAGUAUUACAGACGUAUAUGUCUUAUCAUUAUUUGGAACAUAUGGUGUGUUUUCGUGAGUGGGGCACUCAUUUAUCGCAUUGCAUAGAAUUCAAACAUAUGGGAAACCGGUAGAUACUAAAAGACCAUGAAUAACGUCAUUCUGCCUUUCUUGAUGUCCAUGCUGCUGGGCGGGACGAUUGACCUCAGGUCAUAUGACAUCAGUGGUGUCAAUGUCUAUGACGAUGAUGCCUAUGACGAAACUAACGCGACUUCCUUGAACACGACCUACAACGUCAUCCAGGAGAAUGUGUUUCCCUACGCAUUUUUCGGCAUUCCGGCUGACAUUGUCCUCAGGAUCAAGUCUAACUUCUUGAGUUCUGCUUCAGGACCCAUGGGACUGGAUGGUGUGCUCAAGGACACCUCAUGGAAGUACAACAGCGCCAUCGUUGGGGUGACAACCUUGUACAGGACGGUAGACAGAAGCAUAAAGAAAGAUGCAGUUCCGCUUGAUAAUUGGAAAGAGAAGGUUCCCGAAACUCAAACCCACUAUGUCAAGUCAUUGUUCUACGGUGGUUGGUCAGUUGUUCUUUUCCGUUUCAAAUGCGACGUUGCUAGUGACGUACCUUUGGUCAGAAAAGUCCUUACAAGAAACUUAGGCGUCAUUGGACAUUUGAAUGCUGAUACAUUACCAAAAUGGAAUCAAGCAAUUAAAGACAUCCAAAAGGAUGACGAUAUCCGUGGCACAGUGACACUGCACACUCACGUCUAUUCGACUAUGCCCAUUCAGAAAUCAAUCGAAAAUCCUGAGGAUUUGUUCGAAAUCAUUAGUGAACUACCAAAGCUGGUCGGCAAACUUGGGCAACCUCUGUACAUGGAUUUAAGACCUCUUAACGAUUUGGAUAAAAAAUAUCCAAUUGUCAAAAUGAACACGGAAUUGCUAAAUGAGUGGGAAAAUUUGGACGAAAUGAUGGAUGACGUGAAAGUGACGAAGGUGAGCAUGAUGCGAUGGGUCACAGAAACUGACACAGUAUUCGAUGACAAUCAGGAAGAUAAGAUUUCGAACCUCUUGACCAAUAUAAACAACUGCCUCAAAGCAUUCAGUAAACUGGGAGCUGAAUAUAGUUUGUUUAAACCGACUGACAAAAGAAAUUUGAAGGCAGCACAAAAGACAUACACGUCUGGAUUAGAAAAGGGCAUUGAAACUUAUAAUCAGGUCUAUAGGCGACUAAAGGAGGAAGUAGAUGCUCGGUGUGAGAAUGCAUUCCUUCACAAAAUCAAGGGACUUUUGAGGGUGUACAGCGACGAAUUCGAAAAGAAGGGAGAAGUGAAGGGAGGUUUCGGAGAGUGCCAAAGGCUCUGCAUUCGACACCCUAAGUGCCGUGCCAUAGGCUAUGCGGAACACAUCUCCGAACUGGACUUGGCAACCGGGCUCUACUUGAAGAGAGAGAAGCAAUGCUGGAUAUAUUAUCGAAGUACAAGUACAGCAACACUCUUUACGCCAAAUGGUCUUUCCGGAGAUAUGGGAGUUUACGAUAGAAGUUGCUACUGAAUAUUUCGUUGAAUUUAAAACUUAUGUUGUUUUAGAAAAUUUGA
This is a messenger RNA of Parasteatoda tepidariorum (common house spider), 1584 nucleotides long. RefSeq lists its product as uncharacterized. Lineage: Eukaryota; Metazoa; Arthropoda; Arachnida; Araneae; Theridiidae. The record is from RefSeq and is a predicted model, not a curated record.